Calypte anna (Anna's hummingbird) is the source of this 1764-nucleotide messenger RNA. RefSeq names its product autophagy related 14 (gene ATG14). Lineage: Eukaryota; Metazoa; Chordata; Aves; Apodiformes; Trochilidae. The record is from RefSeq and is a predicted model, not a curated record. The transcript has 10 exons. The coding region runs from base 1 to 1506 and encodes 501 amino acids. Gene Ontology annotation, cellular component: autophagosome; phosphatidylinositol 3-kinase complex, class III; extrinsic component of phagophore assembly site membrane. Gene Ontology annotation, biological process: mitophagy; cellular response to starvation; autophagosome assembly.
AUGGCGUCUCCCAGCGGCUGCCGGCCCCAGCCCGGCGGGCAGGGCGGGGGUGGCGGCGGUGGCGGAGGGGCCGAACCCGGUACCGGAGCCGGUCCGGGGGUUUUACGAGGUUCCGAAGAAGACGCCGAGGGUCUGUACGUGGCGGUGGAGCGGUGCCCGCUCUGCAACACCACCCGCCGCCGCCUCACCUGCGCCAAGUGCGUCCAGAGCGGAGACUUCGUCUUCUUCGACGGCCGCGACUCCGAGAGGUUUUCAGACAAGAAAGAAAGGCUGAUGCAUCUCAAAACCAAGCAGAGGGAAUUCCAAAAACAUGUUUUGAAGGCCAUGGAAGGGAAGGAGAUAACUGAUCAGCUGAGAUGGAAAAUAAUGUCUUGCAAGAUGAGGAUUGAGCAGCUGAAACAGACCAUUUGCAAAGAAAAUGAUGAAAUGACAAGACAUGCAGAGGGGCUUCUGAGAAUCAAAGAGGAGAACCAGAAGCAUUAUCGGAGGGCUCAGAGGCAUCAGGAGAAGAAGGAGAAGAUCCAGAGGCAUAACCACAAACUGGGAGACUUAGUGGAGAAAAAAACCUCUGACCUGAAAACCCAGUAUGAGCACCUGGCAAAUCUUCGUCGGACGCAUAUCCUGGAGCUGACAUCAGUCAUAUUUCCCAUGGAAGAAGUGAAAACAAGCAUGAGAGAUCCUGCAGAUGUGUCUUCUGAGGGUGACAAUGCUAUGACCUCUAGCACUGUGAGCAAGCUGGCAGAAGCCAGGAGAACCACAUAUCUCUCUGGGAGAUGGGUGUGUGAUGAUCAUAAUGGGGACACCAGCAUCAGUAUCACAGGGCCCUGGAUAACCCUCCCUAAUAAUGGAGACUAUUCAGCCUACUACAACUGGGUGGAAGAGAAGAAGACUACACAAGGACCAGAUAUGGAACACAAUAACCCUGCUCACACCAUCAGUGCUGCACUGUGCUAUGCAACUCAGCUUGUUAACACUUUGUCUCUCAUACUUGAUGUCAAUCUGCCCAAGAAGCUCUGCAACAGUGAGUUCUGUGGAGAGAAUCUCAGCAGACACAGGUUCAUGCGGGCAGUGAAGAAGCUGAAUGCCAACAUCCUUCACCUUUGCUUCUCUCAGCAUGUGAAUUUAGAUCUGUUGCACCCCCUGCACACUCUCAGGAACCUUAUGUACCUGGUCAGCCCAGACACUGAGAACUUGGGCAGGUCUGGGCCCUUCGAGAUCAGCGCUGACCUGGAGGAUUCCAUGGAGUUUGUGGAUCCCAGCGCCCCGGGGGAGACGGACGAGAGCGGGGACGAGCACAUCAGUGAUGAGGAGACAGACCUGGGGACAGACUGGGAGAAUCUGCCAAGCCCCAGGUUCUGUGACAUCCCCUCCCAGCAGGUGGAGAUGCUGCAGAGCCAGAGCACACAGGUGUCUCAGCCCAUCGCCAGCAGCAGUGCUGGGGGGAUGAUCUCCUCUGCUGCUGCCUCCGUCACCUCCUGGCUGAAGGCUUACACUGGACACCGCUGAGGAAAACGGGGGGAAAAAGGAUCUUUUAGGGGUUUUUGUGGAAGGAAUCCCCCUCCCCGAAGAUGCUGUAGUAAAACCUUACGUAUUCAGUUUGAGUAGUGCCUGGAACAAAGCAAAGGUCAGGCUUUCAUUUUGUAAGCCAGAAACCUUUUUAUUUACCCAAGAUGACUGUGCUGGUACUGUUUUGUAAAUUAACUUAACCACGGACUUCUGAUGGAUCCUCUGAGGGCACUUUCUGUCCUGCUCUGUUGAGUACUG